This is a messenger RNA of Metopolophium dirhodum (rose-grain aphid), 2886 nucleotides long. RefSeq lists its product as uncharacterized. Lineage: Eukaryota; Metazoa; Arthropoda; Insecta; Hemiptera; Aphididae. The record is from RefSeq and is a predicted model, not a curated record. The transcript is spliced from 2 exons. The coding region runs from base 1807 to 2439 and encodes 210 amino acids.
AAAAUAAUAUAAAUUAGAAGAAGAGUAAAAAUAUAAUAUAUAGUAUACUGUGAAGUUAUAUUUUAUACAUUUUUCCAAUAUUGUACAAUUUAUUAAAAUAGGCACAGUAUUUUUUUUUCUUUGGUAAUUAUUACUUAACAAAACACUUCAUUCACAACGUAGUAACGUAUUAUAAUAAAUAAUAGCACACAUUAUGAUACGUGUGCGUGUACGGUGUACCUGCAGCGCAUGUAUAUAGGCACUUUUAUCUGAAAAUGUACCGCAGAUUUAUUUUAGGAGUAUUGCACAUUAUGAUUUCAAGGUUAACUUGUUAAAUGUAAUGUUAUUUAUUCGCAAUCUAAAUCUAAUGUAAAAUAGACAAUUAAAAAUAUUUCCAUUUGUAUAUGAGUAGGUACAAUAUUAUUAAAAUGUCUUAAGUUAUUUUAAUUUCGUCAAAUAUAUAAAUAGAAUAGGUAUAAGAAUUCUUUCUUUCUUUUUUAAAAUACUAUUUUGAAUAGAUAUUACUUAUUAGUUAUUACAUUUGUGAUUUUUGGGAAGGAAACAUCAAGAAUAUUAAAAAUUAUAAUUUUAUCACAGAUUUUAGUUUUAUUUGUACAUCUCCACUGCAGGCCACUGGGAUAUAUUAAUUGGAAUACGGACAUCCGGCCGAAUCCAAACGGCCGACGGCUAUAUAGGCCGACAGUCAGAUAGCCGAAACUAUUUUAGCCGACAAGGUCAAAAGGCCGACACUACGAAAAGCCGACACUAAAAUAAAUUAAGUAUAAGCUAUACAUUUUCAAUUCGAUAACGUAGUGUUGUCUUUUGUUGUAAUAAUGUUAUCGAUAACUUAUCGAAAUUUAACGAUACCUAAUACCUAUAGCCUGUAAUCUACAGUGGGUAUUGCUAUUGCAUGUUCAUAAAUACUGUUUCAGUUGAUUCGUAACCACGCCGCGUCUUUGCAUUCAUUUUUGUGUCGUUGUUUAAUUUAAUUUAUGUAUUUGCAUUAAAUAAUUAUGGAAUAUAAAAUUGAAAUUUUUGGUACAAAAUUAUUAAUUGACAAUUUUAUCAUGAUUAAAAACAAAAACCGUAACAAUAAAUAUUAUUGGGAAUGUGAAAAGAGGAAACAUACUAAACGGCAUAAUAGUAAUAAUGAAUAUUGUAAUGCAAGAGCAGUAACAAUUCUUGUUGAUGGUAAUCAUAUUGUUAAAGAUAAUUCUUUUUUAAAUCACAACCAUGGGCCUGACCCAUGCCGAUUGUUGGUAAAGAAAAACAUAAAAUAUAUUGUUUCAAAAGCUCUGUCUUCGAGAGAUAAACCUUCGCAAAUAAUACAGGAAGCAACGAGUCGCAUCCCCGUCAAUUCUCAGCCAUACAUGCCAUCAGUUGAAGCAACGCGAAAAAUUAUUUCACGGUGUAGAAAACAUCAGAAUCCACCAGAACCAACAAGUCUUUCACAAAUAGAUAUUCCUCUUAACUUAUGUAAGUCUUUUAAUGGUCAAACAUUUUUACUAAAAGAAAGUACUAUUGAGAGUCACAAAAUAUAUAUUUUUUCUACUAAAGAUGAAAUAUCAAAACUUGUCAAUGCCAAUUAUUGGGUUAUGGAUGGUACAUUUAAAACUGUGCCAAGUAUAUUUUUACAAAUGUACACCAUACAUGCACCUGUUGGUGGAAAUAAUUCUAGAAUUUUGCCAUUAGUAUAUGUUUUAAUGACCAGUAAACAACAAUGUUGUUACGAACGUUUAUUCGAAGACCUAAUAUCAAUUUGUGAUGAUUUCGGUUUCGAUGUUUCACCAAAAUGUAUUAUAACAGAUUUCGAAAAAGCUGCAAUUAAUGCAGCUAAUAAAGUAUUUCCAGAAUGCCAACAAAAAGGGUGUUUUUUUUCAUUUAGGCCAAAAUAUUUGGCGAAAAAUCCAGUCUAGUGGAUUGGCUACUAAAUAUGGAGAAAAUGAAGAAUUUAGUUUACAACUUCGAUGUAUGUGGUCACUUGCAUUUUUACACCCAUCAGAUAUACCUAAUGCUUUUGAUCAAUUGAAAGAUUCAUUACCCUAUGACAUUCAAAAUUACUUUGAAGAAAAUUACGUGCAUGGAAAAGUACGAAGGAAAUUUAGAAAUGGAAUAGUAUCUCGAUAUGAGCCAUUGUUUCCACCAUCAUUUUGGUCAAUACAUUUCAAUCAUGAAAACAAUAUUCCAAGGACACAAAACAAAGUCGAAGCAUGGCACAAAAGAUGGAAAGUAUUAGUAGGAGCUGAUCACGUUGGGGUGUAUCGUAUAAUUGAGGAAAUGAGAAAAGAGCAACAACACGUUGUGGGGCAAAUUCAAAUUAUUUUAUCCGGACAAGCAAGGCCAAAACAAAGUUCAAAGUACGUAAAACGUCAAAACCAAAUUCAAACUAUUCUAAAUGAUAAAGAAAACAGAACAACCCUCGAGACAAUAAGAGGUAUUGCAUACAAUUUGCACUAUUAAUUUUUAUUUAUUAACAUUUAACUAUAUAACAUAAUUAUCAAUUAUAAUUUUAUAAACUAUUAGUAUUUUUUAUUUUUUAUGUAUAAAUAUCAAAUUUUUUAAUUUUUAAAACAUAUUAGGAAUAUAAAAUGUACUCAAUAAUAAUUUAUUAGUAUUUUUUAUUUUUAUGUAUAAAUAUCAAAUUUUUUAAUUUUUAAAACAUAUUAGGAAUAUAAAAUGUACUUAUAAUUAUUAACAAUACACUAAAUUUUAUUUUUAAGAAUAAGUAUCACCUAUAUAUAUAUAUCUGUGUGUGUGCAUAAUUUACCUAUCUCAACAUAAAAUUACUUAAUCGGCCAUUUAAUAUGUCGGCCUAAUGCGUGUCGGCCUAUAAAUUUGUCGGCCAUUUAGUAUGUCGGCCUAUUGCGUGUCAGCCAAAUGUCUGUCGACCAAAUGUCUGUCGGCCGA